Messenger RNA from Mollisia scopiformis, 963 nucleotides. RefSeq lists its product as uncharacterized. NCBI's taxonomy places the organism in Eukaryota, Fungi, Ascomycota, Leotiomycetes, Helotiales, Mollisiaceae. Bases 1 to 963 code for a protein of 320 amino acids. The transcript has a single exon. The record is from RefSeq and is a predicted model, not a curated record.
AUGUGUCUAGAGGCAAGAUGUCACGUCCGUGCGAAGAGGGCUCAUCAUCGUGAUCGAGGAUACGUCUAUGGUGGACGCGAGUUCGCUGUUCUUGACGAACGUGAUUCAGGUGGCAGAUUUGGAGAACGAUUUGGAUAUCCCCGAGGAGGUCGAGUUCGGCUUGAUAUGCCCCCGAUGGGCAGAGGACGAGACCCCAGGGUAGAUAUGCUUAACGGUGUGGGAAUGGGUGGUGUGUAUGGAGGCUUGCCUGGAGGAAUGGGCGGCGAUCUUGGCGGGCCUGGAGGUGGGCUUGGCGGCUUUGGUCCCUAUGGGCCAUUUGAUGGUGGAUUGGGCGGAGCACUUCCACCGGGCUUGGUAGGAGGAAUCGGGGUCGGAGUUGGCAUGGGUCACGGUCAUGGACUUCGUGGAGGACUCCAUCAGGAUGCAAGAGGAAUGAGAGGCAUGCCCUUCAUUCCAGGUAUGGAAGCACAACACAGAGGUCUUGGCGGCAUGAGAGGGAUGCCGGGCAUGGAAGGGCUCCACGGAGGGUUCGAUACUGGCUUGGUACUUGGUCUCGAAGAACGACUUAACGCAACGGGCCUUGGCGACCCGAGAGAUCAAUUUCUUCAACAGAUGCCGCGAUUUCCUGGAGGACAAUAUCCACCAGAGCAUCGCUUUCAUGGACAUCGACAUCAUGCUGCACAUGGCAGAGGACCACCUGCCGGCGAUUUUGGCAAUCAUGGAGCAGAACGUGACAGCCCGGAGCGUGAUUCCCGGCGAUCCACCCCGGAGGGACAUCACGACUCUGAUCCGGGACUCUCUCAAUAUGACCAUGAUCCUAUCUUACGCCAUAGGAAAUUUCAUGAGGCAAAAAUGCGUCGUGAGUGGGAAGAGGAUAGGAAUUAUCGCCAACCAUAUGUCGAGGACUAUCCUAGUCCAAGACGCAGUGAUGACAAUCUGCAACGUGGAGCUGGGAGGAAGUAG